AUGCCCAUUGCAAGGGGGAGAGAAGAUGCUCCAGGGCCAUAUGCAGUAGAUAACCACAGAUCUUUUAAUGACAAACAUGGUCUCACCGGUAAACGUGAAAUACAGCCUGAUGAGGAUAUUAAAGCAGGGAAUCUUGGAAGACCACUGGCUGAUGAAAACAUUGUGCGCACAGUAAUUGAAUUUCUGACUUACUUGCAUCUUAAAGAGGUGGGAGCACUUGACAAACUAUCUUCACCGGAGGAAACAAACCAGUCUUGAAGAAGAAUGCAUUUUUAUUUUGUUGUAGUGUAGAUUUAGAUUGAAUUCUAAACAAAAAAUCCAAAUGAGCUGAAGAUGAGAAGUAUUGCUUGCAUUAAUCUGAUAAAUGGUAAACAGCAAUCUGUCCUCUGGGUUUUUUGUUUGUUUCGUUUUUAGUUUUUGUUUGCCCUUUUUUUUUUCUCUCUCCUGUGAUGUUAUAGUGUAAACUUUUGCCUUGGCAAAAUUUUUCUGUAGGUAAAUGAUAAAAUAAAAAUAAAGAGCAACUACAUUGUUUCAUUUUAAAAUUAA
Molecule: messenger RNA, 546 nt
Organism: Athene cunicularia (burrowing owl)
Lineage: Eukaryota; Metazoa; Chordata; Aves; Strigiformes; Strigidae
Gene: GAL
Product: galanin and GMAP prepropeptide
Exons: 4
Coding region: 1-258 (85 amino acids)
Cellular component (GO): extracellular region
Molecular function (GO): hormone activity
Source: RefSeq, a predicted model, not a curated record